Molecule: messenger RNA, 2253 nt
Organism: Musa acuminata AAA Group (dessert banana)
Lineage: Eukaryota; Viridiplantae; Streptophyta; Magnoliopsida; Zingiberales; Musaceae
Product: subtilisin-like protease
Exons: 1
Coding region: 1-2253 (750 amino acids)
Biological process (GO): proteolysis
Molecular function (GO): serine-type endopeptidase activity
Source: RefSeq, a predicted model, not a curated record
AUGGCUCUCCCUAAGCCCUUCCUCCCCCUCCUCCUGUGCCUCUGUGCCUCCUUCCUCAUCUCCUGCCUUCAUGUCUACGGCUCCGACGAGCUGACGGUCUACAUUGUUCACGUCAAACGCUCCGAGGACGUGACCUUCUCCGCCGCCGAACAAUGGUCCGAUUGGUACUGCUCCCUCCUAAACAGUGCAAGUGAAGCUUUCGAACUUGCGCCUGAAGAAGAUGCCGCCAACGUCGCAGACUCGCGCAUUGUCUACUCCUACCGCGACGUCAUUACCGGCUUCUGUGCGCGGCUCGGGCAGAGGGAGGUGGAGGCCAUGUCGAAGUUGGACUGGUUCCUGCAUGCCUAUCCCAGCCCCGUUUACCGCCCCCUCACCACCCACACGCCCGAGUUCCUGGGGUUGAGCCAACCGAGCCACAGCGUGUGGAACGCCACCAACAUGGGCGAAGGGAUCAUCAUCGGCAUCCUGGACACUGUCAUCACCCCGGGGCAUCCUUCUUUCGAUGACGACGGCAUGCCGCCGCCGCCGGCAAAGUGGAAGGGCCGCUGCGACUUGAACGCGUCGGCGUGCAACAACAAGCUCAUCGGUGCGAGGUCCUUCAUCAAUUACGACAAGGUCACGCGUCGGUCGACGGUCACUCCGGUCGAUGAUGAGGGGCACGGCACCCACACUGCGAGCACUGCCGCCGGGAAGUUCGUGACGAAUGCUAGCGCAUAUGGGAACGCCAGGGUGGUCACGGCGUCGGGGAUGGCGCCGCGCGCUCACAUCGCCGUCUACAAGGUGUGUAACGAAGAUACGUGCCACGGUUAUGACAUAUUGGCUGCCAUGGACGCCGCGGUGGAAGACGGCGUCGAUGUGAUCUCCCUCUCUCUAGGCGGACCCUCUGCUGCUUUCCACUCCAACCCGGUCGCGCAGGGUGGCUUCAAAGCCAUCAACAAAGGAGUCUUCGUCAGCUGCUCGGCAGGUAAUACAGGGCCAAAUCGUGGCACCGUGACCAACGAUGCGCCGUGGCUGCUCACGGUAGGCGCGAGCACCACGGACCGGUCCUUCUUGUCCACCGUCAAGCUCGGCGACGGACAAGAGUUUGACGGCGAGUCAUUGUCCCAGCCGCGUGACUUCGAGUCCAAAAUGCUGCCGCUCGUGUAUCCCGGCCACGCCACUGGUAACGAAAACUCUUCCUUCUGCCUCAGUGGCUCCUUGGAUGGCGUCGACGUCCACGGCAAAAUAGUGGUGUGCGACGACGGCGGCAAUGGGAGAGCCGAAAAGGAUGACGUCGUCAAGAGCGCCGGCGGCUCAGGAAUGAUCAUUGUCAACAACCCUGACUUCGCCUACAGCACUCUCGUUGAACCCCAUGUCCUCCGGACGUCGAACGUUCCCUACGCUGACGGACUCAAGAUCAAGGCCUACAUCAACACCACCUCUGCUCCUACCGCAACCAUCAUCUUCAAGGGCACCGUCAUGCACACGCCCCACUCACCGGCGAUGGCCUCGUUCUCCUCCAGAGGACCCAGCCAAAUUACACCAGGGAUCCUGAAGCCAGAUAUCACCGGACCCGGCGUGAACAUCCUGGCAGCGUGGACCAGCGCGUUCGAGGUGUUCUCCGGCACCUCCAUGUCUUGCCCUCACCUCUCCGGCAUCGCCGCGUUGAUCAAGAAAGCGCACCCCGAUUGGUCGUCCGCCGCGAUCAAAUCAGCGAUCAUGACGACAGCGUACGCGACCGACAACAGCAGAGGGCCAAUCCUCGACGAGAGACACCUCCCGGCCGACUUGUUCGCGGUAGGAGCCGGUCACGUGGACCCGCCGAAGGCCAUGGACCCCGGACUCGUCUACGACCUCACGCCCCAAGACUACAUUCCUUACCUCUGCGGCCUCUACGCCAACUACCAUGUCCGAGCUAUAGUUGGCGGACCAGUGAAUUGCUCCUCCGUGAAGAGCAUCAGCGAAGCAGAGCUGAACUAUCCUUCCAUAUCGGUCAAGCUGCCGGCUAACCUUUCGACUCCGGUCAGCUACACGCGGACAGUGACCAACGUCGGGGAGCCAAGGUCGACGUACCGGGCGAUGGUUGACGUGCCGGAGGGAGCAUCUGCGCGUGUAGAUCCGACGACGCUGUCGUUCGAGAAGGUGGACGAGAAGAAGAGCUUCAGCAUCACCUUCCGGAGAACGGGAGGUCGGCAGGGCUUAGGUGAGGGGCAAUUGAGGUGGGUGUCGACGAAGCAUGUGGUGAGGAGUCCAAUCUCCAUAAUAUUGGAGUAG